AUGAGAUUCACUAGUAUUUUCUCAACAGCUUUCGUUGCUGGUGCAGCAAUUGCGUUUUCGCAUGAUGCGCAGCAUCGUCUUAGUGAGAAGAUUAAUGUUGCUGGCACCGCAGACGCGAAUCCGAAAUGCCAUCUUCCUGCUGCGUUGAAUCCCUCCGAGGAUGGGCUUGAGAGUUCGCAUGAUUUAUUCUCCAGCAAGAAAGCACUACAAGUGAUGGUCAAGAAACAUCAAUCGCUCGUCCGCAUCCCUUCAAUCUGCUAUGACGACAUGGGAGAUUUGGAUACAGAUGAUAGAUGGAAGCCCUUUAACGACAUUCCAAAGAUGCUCAAGAAGGCCUAUCCAACGGUACAUAAACACAUCACCCCAGAAAAAGUCAACAAAUUCGGCCUCGUCUACACCCUCAAAGGCUCCGACCCAUCCCUCCAGCCAAUCCUCCUAGCAGGCCAUCAAGACGUCGUCCCCGUAGCCGACGGAACACUCCACGAAUGGGUCCACCCGCCCUUUGACGCCUUCUACAACGAAACAGACGGCUAUCUCUGGGGCCGCGGCGCCUCAGACGAUAAAUCAGCCAUCACAGCUCAAAUGUCCGCCCUAGAAGCACUCUUAUCCCAAAAGACUUAUAAGCCCCGACGUACAGUCAUUCUAGCUUUUGGUUUCGAUGAAGAAUGCUCUGGUCAUCGUGGCGCAGGCCAUAUCUCGAAACAUUUAGAGGCCAGAUAUGGAGAGCAUGGCAUUGCUGCUAUUCUUGACGAAGGCGGUGCUGGACUGCAGAAGAUGGGCGAUGUUUUAUACGCGCUUCCUGCUGUUUACGAAAAGGGUUAUCUGGAUGUUUGGUUCAACGUCAGUGUCGUCGGUGGGCAUAGUUCAGUGCCAACACCGCAUACGGCGAUUGGCAUAAUGGCUGAGAUCGUUACUACCCUGGAACACAACCCCUUCAAGCCCGAGAUCGCCAAGAACGGAGCUAUUCAUCAAUGCUUGGCUUGCUUCGCCGAGCAUUCGCCCCAUGUCUUUCCCGAUCUCACUAAGCUCGUCAACGGCGGAGAUCUCCCAGGCGUUGCGAAGUUCUUGACCAAGCUGUCGCGCGAUAUGCAGUACAUGGUUCAGACAUCGCAGGCAAUUGAUGUUAUUUCUGGCGGUCAAAAGAUCAAUGCGCUGCCCGAGUUUGUGACGCUUGGUGUUAACCAUCGGUAUGCGCCGCAGGAUAGUAUUGGAAGCAUUCAGCAUCGAAUCGUGGGUCUGAUCAAGGAUAUUGCCGAGAGUCACAACCUUCGAGUUGAAGCUUUUGAGGAUGAUGCAGACUAUGAUGAGUAUCUUGCUGCUAAUAACCUCUCUCGCCAAUGCAACAAGGACGAAGAUCUCUGGCAGCAGAAACACAAGGGGACUUUGACAAUCGCAGCGAAGAAAAAGUCCUACAUCACGCCUCAAUCGCCAACAACCGGUCCAGUCUGGGAUAUCUUUGCAGGCACUGUUCGUCACUCAUUCGCCCAAGAGGCAAAGACUGUAGUCGCAGCACCAGGAGCCAUGACAGGCAACACCGAUACUCGCCAUUAUCUCAAUCUCUCCAAAAACAUCUACAGGUGGAGCCCCGGCAGCCUAAAGUCCUUCUCCAACAUCCACGGCGUCAAUGAACGGCUUUUGAUGAGCGAGCAGAUGAACAUGGCCAAGUUUUACUAUGAUUUCAUCCGUAAUUUCGAUAAGGCCAAUGUCUAG
Fusarium tjaetaba is the source of this 1710-nucleotide messenger RNA. RefSeq names its product CPS1-Gly-X carboxypeptidase YSCS precursor. The transcript is spliced from 3 exons. The record is from RefSeq and is a predicted model, not a curated record. Gene Ontology annotation, cellular component: fungal-type vacuole lumen. The coding region runs from base 1 to 1710 and encodes 569 amino acids. Gene Ontology annotation, molecular function: metallocarboxypeptidase activity. NCBI's taxonomy places the organism in Eukaryota, Fungi, Ascomycota, Sordariomycetes, Hypocreales, Nectriaceae.